GGCCCACUCACGCGCGACCGUACGCUCACGCGCUCACCGGAGAGUAUUUCCGAGUGGGUUUUCGUUCGCUCGUCCUCCUUUUCUUCUUCUCAUCUCUCCCUGCAGGGUCUGCUCACAGAGCUUCCUCUUCCAGCUGCCUCUCCAAAGGUAAGUGUAGUUCAGUAAAGUUUCAGGUAUAAAGUUAAAAAGCGUCAACCAGGUGAGAGAGGACAGACGGGGUCCCUUUGAGGACAGAAAGGAGACACGUCUGCUCAGGUGAAGUUUGACAGCGACUGCUUAGGCUGAGCCGGAGGGUACACAAAGUGAGAUACAGGAUGAAAACUAGACAGAGCAAGUUUAAGACACACGCCUGAAGUAAAUGUAUGUUGUUUAACUUUCUUUUCUCUCUUCAACAGACUUUUUUUUUUUACAACCGCUGAAAAACCUCCGGGACUGUCAAGAUGGUGAGUCAUUUUGAUUUCACUUUUUCUCUUCCCGUUGCUGCCAACCCAAAUGAACACGUUAACAAAACUUUAUAUCAAACGGAUGGCUUUAAAAAAAUGUAUUGUCAAUGAAGUCCGUUAUUUAUGCAAAUGUGUGACUCUCCAUACUCUCUGACCUCAAAGACAACGCCCACAUUUUACCAUUACAUAACUUUAAAUGUAAACUAAAAGUGAACUGGAGUUAACGCAGCUCAAACCUUAUACUUCCUGUCGUUCAGACUCUUGAGUUUGUCUGGAUGUCUUGGGCUGUAAUAGGUGUUUUCUGCAGAUGUAGCAGAACAUCUGUUCUGGAUAAAGAAGACUGUUUGCUCAGCAGCUUUGAACAAACAGUUCAAUGAGAAUCUUGUCCUGAUUGUAACAUAAAUGUUAAGAUAGAAACAGUCCAAUGUACUCAUAAAUUAAUGCUAUUAAAGUUACAUUUUUUCUAGUUUGCACAGAUGUGUGUGUGUGCUUGUGUGUGCUUGUGCAAGUGUACAAAAUGUCAAGGGAAGUUAAGGGAAGUUUGGUGUAUGACUCAUAUGGGCUCUGGUCCGCUUGGGCGGGUCUCCCUGUCUCUCCUCCAUGUGUGUGUGUCUGUGUUUUGUGCACACUCUUUUCCACGUCUAGCCCACAGUUUAAAGCGUCCCUCCCUCUUUUAAAGGGGAAUCAUUUCUCUUUCUCUUUGUCAGGGUGGAGCCAUUAAAAAUCUGGUCAGAUUCAUGGUUGUUACUUUGUUAUGGGUCUAUAAGCUGAACUUCUUCCUGGUGUAACCGCUUAAAUGGGUCUUGUACAGAUACGGGACGUACAUGAGAGUCACUGGUGCUUCAUUUCCCUUAUUUUUGAUUAAGCAGUUAGGAGAUGAAAACAAGAAUAAAGUUGACUUGUGCCAACAACUACUUCAGUUUGUCUGAUAGAGCAGAUUCCUCUGUUAUUAACAGUCCAAAAGAAAUAUUUAAAACACACAUGAAGCCAAGAAGCCACACCCCAGUAAUGAUAGGAGCUGUGCUUUCCUAAGUCAGUCCAUCACACUAUUAAAAUAUGCAUUUGUAUUCAUUGAUGGCAGAAAUUGGUCACAAAAGUUUGCAAUAUAUCUGUUUUUCCUAUUUUUUUUAAACCAUUGCAGACAAAAACCAAGCGACACCUUUCAAUGAUAGCACUAUCAUGUACUACAACAUAUACAGAGGUUUAAAGAUUCAGUUUUAUAUAAUAGAGUUCAGUGAGUGCUGUGGCCAUAAUUUUUUUGAAGUAUGGAUGUCAAAUGUCCAAGCAGCACUGCUGUACCAUGAGGGUUUUAAGAGAGCCAGGAUUUUGUAAUAUCUUGUAGUAAUUUGAAAAUCAGUAGUAAGUCAAAAUCAGGUGUACUGUAUGCCCAAAUGUUUGGCUGUUACAAUAUCAGACUUUCACAGUUGAAAAAUUUGCCAUAACAGUAUCACGGCAGAAUUUAACGUAAAUCAAAAAGCGCCAUGCUCUCAGUCAUGGGGUGGGAUAACAUGUUGCAUCAUAAACUUUACUAGUUGGCCUAAUAGUUUACACAACUGACACCCAAACACUGCAAUUGAUACCAAUUCCUAAAUGUUAUGGGUUGAAUUAGAGUACCCUGCUUUCAUCUGUCGUCUCCUUCAUCAUGAUUUGGGCUUCAGUAGUAACUGUUCUGUUUUCAUGCAGGCCACUUAGUUUAAAGGCACAUUGUAAUUUCCAUCUCUCUGCUAUAGUAAGAGUGCUAUGUCUCUGAUAUCCAUCUUUUUUGUUAUGUUUCCCCAAAUGGUGGACUGUGCUUUUUUCAGAUAUGUUUAAAGUUAUAUAACAACUCUUUUAGACUGUUACUGUUCCUCAUUUAGGGAUAAAUAAAUGUAUAAUCUUAGCAUUAAUUUCUAAAGGCCAUACACACACAGAUUUUUCUGUUAUCCAUGAGUUUGUGUUUUUGCUUUUUGAAGAAAUCCUCCAAAGAAAAUUGAGUCUGGAGAUCAGUUUCCAAAAAAUUUUCAACAUUUUUAUGAGCUGUUUCAAUUCAUGAAUACAGCGGGCGUGGCCAUUGGGUCCUCAAAAGAAACUCUUAUCUCAGCUUGAUUGGCAUAAUAUUUACAAGAAAGUUAGCAGAAUGAGAUGCGAAGCUACACAUUAUUUGUCUUUUUUUGUAAGUGGUUGCUGAUAUGAAAAAAAAAAAACUAUUAAAUAGAGCGUACCUUAUUCCUCAAACUGUGAGAGUGGCAUGUCUCAUUAAAGCUGUGAUAUAUCAUAAAUAAAGGGUCACUUAGUCAUAAAACUCCUUCUUACAGAAUGCGAGGGAACUUCUUUUUAUAGCAUGGUGUCUCCGUAGUCAUAAACGCAGCGAUAAGACCCGGCGAUGCUGCUGUCUGUGCUCUAAAGCAGAGAUAGCAGCUAUGACAGCCUCUGUUUACAUAUGGUGGGUCAACAUACCUCCAUCAGAAGCCCCCCGCCUCAGGUCAUGUCUGAACUCGCUCCAAACUUAUCACAAAACCUGCUUCUAACAUUCCAGCUGACGUGAUCUGCAUUGUUAAGUGUUGUUGUCUAAAUACCUUGUUCGAGUUAACGACAAUGCACUCUGAUUAGAUUUUGUUUAGCUUGUGGUAGCUUGAGUGUGUUUAUAAAACACUUGUGGACAUUUUGGCAUCCCGUCCUGCAGAGAGAAACAGAAUCCUGGUUGUCAAGGGCAACUUGUUUUCCGACAGCCCACUUUUUUUCCCUCUGGAUUUUCAAUGGUCAGGAUUCCAGAGACUUUUCCGUAGUUUUCCACUUUAGACAUCUCGCUCCCUGAAACUUGCAGCAGCAGCUUUGCAAUUUCAUUAGUAACGUGUCACAGUUUAGAGGAGCAUCUGAAACUGGAGGAGCUACUAAAAUAAAUCUUAAAGUGUUUGUUUUUCCAGCUCAUGCAUUCCUUCAGUCCAGUCUUUAGCCCCAGUGUGCUGUUUUUCAACUUCUUUAUGGUCUCACAACUACACUUUAUCAUUUUUCAUGUAUAAACAGAUUUACAAAAAGAAGACAUGAACAGAGGGUAAAAAGGCUGAAAAAUUAUGCAAGAUAUAAAACAAAAUUGUAUGAACAAGGUAGUUUUAAUGUGAGAGCUUGUGUGCACAUCUGCUCCAUGCAGCUGCAAGUCAUAAAGUUCAGAGAAUAUUAAAGUAUUCAAAGUGUUCAUGCACAUAAAACAGCCUUGAUAUGGUGUUCUGUCUGCCAGUAAGACUGAACUUAAGUUCUACUGUGUAAUUUCAUAAGUCCUGUAUGCACAGAAGGAAUGUGUAACACGCUGAUUUGUUUAGCAUGAUUUUGCACAUUGAUUGAGUUUAUUCUGUCCGGAUCUGAAGGGGCAAAGUUUCACGGUUAUGCAUAUCUUAAAUUUGAAAUCAUACAUUAAUUUAUUUUCUCCAAACUUCAAACUGAUUAAAUGUGAUUUGUAAAGUUAUAUCUGAUGAAAAGUCAUAGGUAACAAAGCAGGUGUACGUUGAAAAUGGUCAAUCAAAAACAAAACAAGACAGUGAAAACCAGGGAACACUUCAGUGUGUUUAUGAUCAUUAGUUACAUCUGUGUUUCGUAUUGUGUGGUCUGCAUCAUAUUUUUAAAUUUAUAGAGAUAAAAGAUAUAUGUUGGGUAUAUGUACAUCAAGAUAACCCUCCUCUCUCUUUCUCUUCCUUAUUGCAGGCCAGCAGAGGAACCGUGAAACCCAUUGCCAACUUCAACGCCAAAGCAGAUGCUGAGGCUUUGAAAGAGGCCAUGGACAAGUUCGGUAAGAUGCUCAGUUGAAUGUACAUCACCUUUUAGCAUUGUGUAAUGUGAUACGUUGAUGGUGUACCAAUGAGAGUGCUUUAAACCAUGAGUUCCUCUGUGAGCACUUAAAGUAGUAACUCGUGUUGUCCAUGUGGAGCUCCACCUAGACAGCAGUGAGUCAUGAGGCCACAAGGAAUGAUAGAACUUGAAUCACUGUGGGCAGACACAUCUUCUGACCACAACUGUAGCCUGUAAUUAUAAGGUUAAAAAAUAUACCAUCAACAGAGUACGCUAAACAAACACUUCCUGCUUGGUUGAGUAACCAUAGUGCUUGUUGCUAUAGGAGCUGAUAAGACUGUCAUCUUGCAGCUGUUGACUGCUCGCAGCAACGCCCAGAGGCAGGAGAUCCAGACUGUCUACAAAACUCUGUUUGGAAAGGUUGGAUUACAUUCACAGCUGUUGGACACAUGAUCACACAUACAACAAGAACCUUGACAUACUGUACAUGAAAGCCUCAGCGUACUUACACCUGUCCGAGCUGGCAAUGAAAGACAGACCUCAACAGUCUCCCCCUGGUUCCACACCACUGCUUUUUCCAAGAAUUCUGUUGAUUUUUAGUAAAAGAAUUGGUUUUGUUUAUGAGAGUAAGGUGAGGCAGAAUGUACGCUAACAGGCAUUGAUACAAAUUGGUUGUAGCAUCCUCAUAGGAAAAAAAAAUGUAUCUGCUCUAACCAUGAACAUGGAUGGAGUCUAAGUGAUGUCACUCUUUGGUCUCUGCAGCAGUUUUUCAGCCCAAUGUCUGCGGUUUCCAUAAUGGAAACACUGACCUUACUUUUGAUCAGCCCAGCGAAAGGCAAAGACAUGAAGAUGACCUUUUUAGUCAAGUCAGCAAUGCCCUCUAGAUCUUUAAGGGCAUUUAUGGUGUCAGAAGGAGAUCCAUGGAUCAUUUUUUGGGAAAAUUAUCUCUAUAAAAAGUUCGAGAGUUCCUGAUAGAACAUCAGAUCAUGCCUACUUCAUAUUUACCAACCAUUGCACAGGCAUGCAGAAGCUUUCAACCUCAUGCAACAGUUUCAGAAUCAAAGCUGCAACCAUACAUAGAGCAGAUCAUCAACAGAAAAUCCAAAGAUGUGACAUGACAAGCCAUGACAUAUACAAUUUCAAGAAAUCCUGACACUUGUUAAAACCAUAAAAUCCUUCACCGCCAAGUAUGCAGAGUUUUCACUGAGUACAUCAUGUUCUUUAUCACAGGAUCUGGUCAACGACCUGAAGGGAGAGCUCAGCGGCAAAUUUGAGACCUUGAUCGUGGCUCUGAUGUCCACACCCCUGGCCUACGAUGUGACAUUGCUCCGCAAAGCCAUCAAGGUAGGAGCUGUAAUUUUCUAUACAAGAUCUGAUAUAUUACAGAUAGAGAGUUAAUAUAAACUCAGAAUUUUUAACAGCCAGAGAAGCUGGAGCGCAAAUGAUGUUUCAUCAGAUGAUACCCUCUUUGACCUGUAGGGGGCAGGAACAGAUGAGAAGGUUUUGGUGGAGAUCCUUGCUUCCAGAACAACUCAGCAGGUGAAGGACAUCGUCUCUGCCUAUAGAGAGGGUAAACACGCAAACACAAUGACAGAACACGUACAGAGGAGACAAAAACAUUUCUGCAUGUAAAUGUUAUAAUAAAAGAACUGAACUUCCAUUAUUCAUGUGGUUUAAUUCAUCCUCAGGGACACAAGUGCUUGAAUAAAACCCCCAAAAUAUUUCUUGUUUGGGCUAGUGGUCAAAUAUUAUAUACUCAUAUAAAAGGGGGUAAAAAAAACAUUUGAUAAAAAUCCCUUUACCUGAUGUUGAAACAGGAUCAAAAGAGAUUUCAUUUUCUGUUGUGUAGAGUAUAACGACAGUCUGGAGGAGGACAUUACAGGCGACACUUCAGGCCACUUUAAGAGGCUUCUUGUUAUUCUGCUGCAGGUAAAGCUCCUCUUCUCUCCUCUAUCCUAUCCUCUCUCAUUCUCUGUUUCUUCCUCUCCCUCUUCCUUAAGCCUGUUUUCUGUCCCGGUUUCUUCUCCUCUUUUCUUCUUAAAAGAGAUUUCUUCUCUGUCCUCAGGCCAACAGGGAGGUAGGGAUCCAGACGGACAAGAUUGAGAGUGAUGCUAAGGUGAGUCAUCUCAUCAGCAGUUAAUGUUCCUGCACUGAAUCAACAAUGGUGUCUUUGUGUCUCUGCUCGAAAUGUGUGACUAUCACAUGUUUUUAUAGAGAGGACUGAAGUUCUGGCCCCUGAGGUCUGUUUGUGUGGUUAGGAGAUACCAUGAAUAUUUGUCAUGGUGUUAUACCGCCAUCUAGUGGAGGGAGUAGGCAACACUUUCCCUAAAAUGUCUUGGCAAGAUUGAAAAAAAAGGCAAAGUGCUAGGAUUACUGAUAAUUUAGUACAUCACAAACAUAGUAAUGUCAUCCAUUUUAGCGAUACCAGGGUUUGAAUAGUUGAUACAAUCUUGUUGCAAAAAAGCAACGAGAUUAAAAUAUGUUCACUAAAAGAAAAUGCAAGGACAUUGAAAGUGCUCCAAAAUAGAUUAAUUUACUUCUAAGGAACUCACUUUGAAUCUUCGAUUAUCUCGCUUUAUAAUCCAGUCAGUUUUCCAUUAGUGAUGUAAUUAAGUGUGCCUCUGUGAUCAUAGGUCCUCUUCAAGGCCGGCGAGCAGAAGUUCGGCACCGAUGAACAGGCAUUCGUCACCAUCCUUGGAAACCGAAGUGCAGAACAUCUCAGGAAAGGUUUGUCUUAAGAAUAAGAGAUCUGCACAAAGUUUUUUUGCAGCUUUUACGAGAUGAUCAGACUCAUCCUGAACAUGUGUGUUUUAGUUUUCGAUGCUUACAUGAAGAUGACCGGGUACGAGAUGGAGGAGAGCAUUAAAAGGGAAACUUCCGGAGCCCUGAGAGAUCUCCUCCUCGCUGUUGGUAUGGGAUUUCUCUCGACUCUUUCUGUUAUCAGCUUUUUUUUUUUUAAGUUUUUUUUUAUUUCAAAGGUUUAUAAAUAACACUUUUACAAUUAUUUGCCUGUCUUUCAAAGUGAAGUGUGCCAGGAACGUUCCAGCCUAUUUUGCAGAGACUCUUUACUACUCAAUGAAGGUAAGACAACAAAGACGGCUAAAAUCCUGAGAAACUUUGGUGCCAUUUCAUUGUUUAACUUUUUUUAGUAAAGCAUGAUGAUGCCUGCAAAAUGCAACAUCCCAGUGACAAAAACAGCCUAUCUUGAAUCACUAUUGAGACCUCGGAUAAUGGACAUUUAAACCUGUCAGGUCUGGCCUCAUCUUUUAGUUUUAAAAGUUGUUUCUCCGUUAAGUACACCUACAUGGUUGUGUUGAAUGCCCUGCAUCAUAUAUAUCCAUGUGCUCAGGUUAUUCCUAUAGAGGAUACGUUGGCUUUUUUGUGAAUCAAGUUAAUUCCUUAAAUGAAAAAUAAUCUUCAGUUUGGCUGCCCAAAUCAUCAAAAAAUAGUCAAUGUAUACACUUUUUUCCCCAUGAAAUUUGACCUUGUGACCUUUGCAAUCCUGUCCUUUUUGAAAGUAAUAGUAACUACAUUUGGCCAACAUGUAGUGGAGAUCAGAUAAAGUAAGAUAAAAAGAGAUAAAGUUUUAGUAACUUGAAUCUGCUGAGCCGACUUUAAAGUAGCUGAGCCCUAAAUAAUGAAAAUUUUAGAUCUGAAAACAAUGCUGCUUGUAUAAAACUCGUCCCCUCUAAAGUUUCCAUGAAUGAGGAAAUAAAAUGACUGAAGCCCUUUUUUCAUUGACCUGUAACUUGUUUUUUCUGCAGUUUAGAUUUACACUAUGUGGAGAUGCAGGUGUUGAUGAACUCUGAAAAAUGACCUCUAGUGGCCAUGAUAUGAACUGCAAAUCUAAGGAGAAGGUUGAAGGUUUCCAGGUUUUACAAAUAAAAACGCUAAAAUACUGCUGAAUGUAUUCAUGAGCAAUGUCACACUUAAAGGUAUUAUGAUUUCAGUCUUUAUUUAAAGCUUUGGAAACUGCCUCUUAGUUGCAAAACCAAUAAAUAUUAUUUAUCCCUGUGCAUAUUCAAUUGACUGAUGAUCAAUCUGCAUUGUUUCAAGAUAUUCACAGGAUUGUGGAGCCUCUGGAGAAGCCUAAUUUCUAGCUACAUGAUAGAUUAUUCUAACGUGACCUGUGUAUCGGUUCACAGUCAUUAUGUUUGUGCCUUACUUAACAGGGUUUAGGAACUGAUGACAACACUCUGAUCAGAGUGAUGGUGUCUCGCUGUGAGGUGGACUUGUUGGACAUCAGGAAGGAGUACAGGAGGCUGUUUGCCGGCUCUCUGCAUUCCAUGAUCAAGGUACACACACACACAAACACACACAAUCCACUGCACUGUACACGCAUAAUCAUUAUCAGGACCUGUUUUAGGAUCCCUUAACCUCUGAAUCUUGUUCUUCUUUUUCCUGAAUCCUGUUUUAUGUUUCAGGGAGAUACCAGCGGAAACUACGAAAAGGCGUUACUGUUGCUCUGUGGAGGAGAUGAUGCGUAACCGUGGUGGCAAGCAAUUCAAUAGGAACCACACCUGAAGUGUCUCCUCUAUAUAACUGUUGUUUGACAGAGACAGUCUCAUCAGGCCCUUUUUAACUUUAACUCUGGAUAAUGUCUUUGGAAGGUAGCUAACUUUUUUUAUGUUCACCUUUUUGCAGCUUUUGGCUGACUAAUCUCUGCAAUAUGACUCUAAGGAUAUCAGUCAUGUUCAUCGCUAAAGGACCAAUUCAGACCACAUUUUUUUUGUUUGCACUUUGCAUGGCAGAAAUUAAACAUGCAUAAAUAAACAUUCAGAUGCCGAAGUACCAA
Xyrichtys novacula (pearly razorfish) is the source of this 8997-nucleotide messenger RNA. The record is from the annotation of a GenBank genome assembly. Lineage: Eukaryota; Metazoa; Chordata; Actinopteri; Labriformes; Labridae.